AUGUUUAGUAGUUGGUGGAAGAGUAAACCAAUCCAACAACAAACGACACCCGCUGUUGUUCAACAAACACAACCAAAACGAACCGACAAAUUGAUGACUUUAGUGUAUUUAGAUCUUCACGACGAUGACACCAUCUUUUUGUUGCAACUGAUGGCGCCCCUCCAAAGUGUUGAUUUUGUCGUGUUAAUGAAUGUACAUCCGACACUUCUUAAAGAUGAAGCGAUAGUGAAGAGAAUCCAAUUGAGUCAUCCACACCUUCAUCCCCCACUGUCUUCUUUUAAAAAGGAGUUGCCCGCAACCCUACUUUUCUCGAAAUUUGUGGUCUCGGAAACCGUUCCAUUCAACAAAAUGCCAACCGUCUUUGCAAGGAAGACGCAAUUGAAAUGUGAUAUAGUGCGAUUGUCGUUGAGUGAUAUUUAUGCUGACGCGUCUCUGUCUUUAGUUGUUUUUGAAUUGGACAAAGCGGUGAAUGAAAAAGAAAAUGUCGUCGAAGACUAUGUUCCCGUGACUCUGAAUUUUAUUCAGCAGUACGAAUUGAAUCUAAUUGGGAAAAUGGUCUCCACCCUUCAAAUUCCAAAUUAUGGGAAGUCUGCUGUGUUGUAUUGUGGCAACUUCCACGAGACAUCUGUGAUUGAUUCUGAAGUGACAUUAGGUACCAUAGACAAGGACAAAUUGUCUCGAAUUGUUGACAAAUUCAUCGCAGAAAAGGAGAAAGUAGUUGAUGGCACAGACUUAGUAUCUCAAUUAGAAGCAGAGCAGAUACCCAUCAAAGAGUCAUUCAGUUACAUCUACGAGAGGUGUAAAAAUUACAAAACGUUGAAUGCUGCAGUGUUAGCAGAGAGUGUUGCGUUGUCUGUGAGUGAAUAUGUGAUCUCAUCCGUUCGGUUGUUGCCAUACAAAGAUAUUGGCACGUUAUACCUUUCUGAGGCAAUUUGGGCAUUAAAUAUGGCGAGGAAGUUAUGGGCGUAUUCCGAACGCAAAGUGAACAUCGAAGACCCAAGCGUCGCCUCCUUUUUGAAUCGGAUCAACAAGGCAUUUGUCGAGAUGAAGAUUCCAAUAGAAAUUGAGAACUUCGACAUUCACUUCUCGAUGUUUUUGGUCGCAAUUCAACGAUGGCUCAAAUUGAAAAUCAAGUCCGCGAUGAAAAUCGCGCUGUUGACGGGGACAAACAUGCGAGAGUUAACAGUGAACGACUUCAUCUUGACCGACGACGUCUUCCCAAACUUCUCGUCAUCAAAACUCAGCGAAACAAAAAAGAUCAACGGCGACUUCUUUGGCUUGUGCUACUCAAAUAACUUGAUGCCAUUGGUCGCCUUCGGCGACCAAAUCAGUGAUAGUGUCCUCACAAUCGACUCACAAAUGCAUGUCCUCAAUUUAACAAACCUCCAAAAUAGCGAAAUUGGGUCGAAAUCCUCAUUUGCGGAUAUGCAAUGCAUACAAUACAUGCAAGUCCCAUCAGCGGCGACGAACAUUCAACUUCCACAAGGUGUCAAUGGUAUUUUCACCCGAUUUGCGAUCUACCCUGUUGCUUCUAAUUGA
This is a messenger RNA of Entamoeba invadens IP1, 1539 nucleotides long. RefSeq lists its product as hypothetical. Bases 1 to 1539 code for a protein of 512 amino acids. Lineage: Eukaryota; Evosea; Mastigamoebida; Endamoebidae. The record is from RefSeq and is a predicted model, not a curated record. The transcript has a single exon.